GUCCCAAGGACAGUGGUGUAUUCACCAUCCUGGUUUACUGCCCUGGCCACGGAGCGCAGAGCUGGGAUGGCAGCGGGCGGUGGAGCAGAAGGGAACAGGCUUUGUCCCCCGCCCAGCGCAGGGGCGGUGCGCUGGGCUCCCAACGCCACCGGCGUAGCCCUUGCUCCUCACCCGGCGUUCGCUGGUGCUGGGCAAAGCCGUCCCUUGGUGCUGCGGGGCGGCCGUGCCAUGCGGGGCCUGCUGCUCUGCGGGGGCUGGCUGCUGGCCGCCGGCUGCCUGGUGGGUGCCAGCGGCAGCUGCCGGCACCGGUGCUGCCCGGGCAGGAACAACGCGUGCUGGGUGCUCGGUGUCCGCCGGGCUCACUGCUACUGCGACUCGUACUGCCAGAGGACGGGCGACUGCUGCCAGGACUACCACAGCGUGUGCCGCCGCGCCGCUGUGGGCUGUGCGGUGGGGCCCUGGGGGCCGUGGAGCGGGUGCAGCUCCCCGUGCGGGGUGGGCAGCAAGGCCCGCAGCCGCCAGGUCACCGUCCCGCCGCGGCACGGAGGGGAGCCCUGUCCUGACCUCAAGCAGCGCCGCGGCUGCCUGGGCGAGCACCCGACCUGCGGCACAGCCAAAGAAGUGGCCAAGAUACUACCCGAUUCCUUCAGCCAGGACUUCAGGGAUCCCUGGCGAAGAGCUGGGAUGCUGCUGCUGGAGGAGCCGUCCCGCUCUCCCCUCCCCAGCUACUGCGGCUAUUUCCGCCUGACACAGGUAGGGCCCCUGUGCCGAGAGCAGGCCUGGAGCCGCCGGCUGCACCCGAACAAGCAAGUGUGUGUAGAGUGCCGGGGGGACACGUCCCAACACCGUCCCCACUGCACCGGGCACGGGCUGCAGGGAGCCAGGACAUUUUGGGUGGCUGCCUCCGUGGCAGGGUGUCAGGGCUCGUGGGUGCAGGAGAGGCUGCAGGAGGGUUGUGUCUGCUCUCCACCAGCUCUCAUCUUCGUGUAGCCCCCCCAGGCUUGCUGCUUGCCCUUGGAGCUGACUCCCUGUGCUCUCCAUGAAGUAUUUGGUUGAAGAGUGGGAAGAAACCCUGCUUAUAAAGAUUAAAAAUAAGGGAGUCGCUGAAGUGUGGUGACUAACGGUGGAAGGACAUCACACUGGUGACAUGGGAGGACAAUGUGAUGAUGUCAGGCUCAGCUGCGACAUCAUGCUGUGCAACGAGAUGCUGUUGGCGAGCAGCUCGAGGAUGGAGAUCACAUCCUUCCUCUGUGUGUUUGGGCUGGUCCCACUGCAGGGAACUGCUGGGUGAGCCGUGAAGGGCGCUCAGCUGCGUGCUGUGGUUUGCAGAGACAAAUUAAACAGAGGUACCCAAAGUCUG
Molecule: messenger RNA, 1360 nt
Organism: Pezoporus occidentalis (night parrot)
Lineage: Eukaryota; Metazoa; Chordata; Aves; Psittaciformes; Psittacidae
Product: somatomedin-B and thrombospondin type-1 domain-containing protein-like
Exons: 6
Coding region: 67-990 (307 amino acids)
Source: RefSeq, a predicted model, not a curated record